Diaporthe citri is the source of this 465-nucleotide messenger RNA. RefSeq lists its product as uncharacterized. Lineage: Eukaryota; Fungi; Ascomycota; Sordariomycetes; Diaporthales; Diaporthaceae. The coding region runs from base 1 to 465 and encodes 154 amino acids. The record is from RefSeq and is a predicted model, not a curated record. The transcript has a single exon.
AUGGCUGAAUUAGCAGGCUUGGCAUCUUCAAUCGCCACUCUGGCCGCUGCUGGAUUCCAUGUUGCAAGGAAGAUCUCCACAGUGGCAGACGACCUCGGAACAGCAAGCAGUCAAAUCAAGUCGAUUGCCCUGGACACCAAGGCCGUGGCCAUCAUCCUGAGAGACAUCGAAGCCAAGCUGCUGAUGGGCAAAGACUCCUCUCGCGAACUUAAUGAAGAUACCCGAGAUGUGCUCACUGAGGUCCUGGAACUAUGCAGAUAUGAGAUCGAGGACCUGGAUCAGAACCUGGCGCCGUUAAAGGAUGAUGAUAAAAGAGGGGACACCGCAAACCUGAAGCAGAAGGCGAAAUGGCUGUUUGACAAACCCAAAAUUGCAGCAAGACAGGCAUCUCUCAAUUCACUCAAGUUGACGCUGAGCCUAUUGUUGCAUAAUGUCCACUUGUUUGACGGGGAGCGGUCGCAGUGA